GCCACGCGAGCGCACCAGCCACGACCGCCACCACGGCUGGGAUGUGUACGAAGUGAAUUACCGACGGACGGAUAAAACGAACGAAAAUAAAUAAAAACAAACGAAAGUGAUUUGUGAUUAAACUAGAAAAAAAGGGUGACUAAUGAAAACAGUUUUGUUUGUGAUUGUAUCAAAAAUGACAAUUGAAAAUGCGAUGCGCGCCGCGCGCCGUCUUUGAGCGGCGUAGUGUUGUGGUAGUUGUCGAUAUUCAAAAUAUCGAGCGGGAACCGAGGCAGCAGCGGCGCAGGCGGCAUGGUGCUCGAGGGCGGGUUGCCGGCGCCGCUGCAACUGUACGCGGCGGCGGCGGCGCAGCUGGCACCGCGACCUGCUUGGCCACCUUUCUUGCCGUUUUUCGGAGUCCCCCCACCGUUUCUAGCCAGGCCGCGACUCCCGCAUCCCUUACCUAAUAGAGCCCCACAUGGUCCUCCUAGUGAAGAUUCUAACGAAGAUGGCGGUAGCAGUAAAGGUGGUGUUGGAGACGACGACGGAGACAGCGGCAAGCGGAGGCGCUCCCGGACCAACUUCAACUCCUGGCAGCUGGAGGAGCUGGAGCGGGCGUUCCUGGCGUCCCACUACCCUGACGUGUUCAUGAGGGAAGCCCUGGCGAUGAGGCUGGACCUCAAAGAGAGCAGAGUCGCGGUAUGGUUCCAAAACCGACGAGCUAAAUGGCGCAAGAAGGAGCACACGAAGAAAGGCCCUGGCCGGCCGGCACACAACGCCCACCCGCAGUCCUGCUCCGGGGAGCCCAUACCGCCUCACGAGCUCAGGGCGCGCGAGAGGGCGAGAAGAAGAAAGAAGCUGGCAAAAGCGUUAGACCGGCAGGCGAGGAAGCUGCGGGCGAAAGGGAUCGCUGUGGACCUGGAGGCUUUAAAGGCCGAAUACCUGGCCCAACACAGGAACAGUGGGCUUUACUCAGACUCUGAUGGAGACGCGGAGGGAGAAGAGUGCAUGAUCGACGUCGUAGGUGGGGAUUCCUGUCAUGACUCCGGCCCAGAAGACUUCUCCCUAUCAGGCCGCCUCCGAGCUCCUUCAGGCGCAGACGGCAUCAAUAAUUCUGACAGCUCGACCUCAGACGCACACUCCGGUCGGAAUUUCAGUCCAAUUCCCGACCCGCAACAUUCUUUUUUCAAACAUUUCGGUGCCGGCAGCCAUUUUGAAAAAUUCGAAUUUGAUCCCAGCAGAGCUGUAUCUUUAGAUCUCAGUGGAGGAGGCACGGCUACUGAACAGGACCUGUCAAAGAAUGGAGGGGCAAGGAAACAUAAUCCAUUCAGUAUAGAGUCCUUGCUUAACACGUGAAAGUGACCGCCUAGAGGCUUAGAGUAAACUAUACCAGUGACGUGAAUAUUCCCUGAAAUGUUCCUUUGUUUUACGUCUAACCUUAUCAUUAGGUAAUUGGCUUCAGUAAAAGACUUAUACCGUAACAUAUCCAGUGUGUAUAGUAAAUUAGAUUGUAUUAUAUAGAUAGUAGUGUAUAUAGCCGUCAUAUUUAUUUUUAAUGUUAUUUUUAAUUGGGGCAAUAAUGUAUAGUUUUAUUGUUGAUGAUGUGGUAUUUUAUUUUUGUGACUUUCAAAUUUUAUUGUUACUUAUUUCAAUUGAGAUUUACCAAAUUACGAGACGAACACAAAUAUCGCAGGGUCACUUGCGAUUUUUACGUUCAUGGAUUCAUUGAUCGAAUUAUUUUUAGCUAUUUAUCUUGUUUUGUGCAACCUCCAUAUUGAAAUAUGUACGUACAUCCAUAAAGAUAUCAUAAUCAGUGUUUUUACAACGUUCAAUUACUAUAUGGCUAUAAAAAUAAUCAAAGAAAAAAAAACAAUUUUGAUGACACCUAUUAAAUAUGUUUUUGUGGACUGAGAUAUCUUUAUUGAAAAGUAUUAUUUUUCUUUUUUUUUAUUUUAUUUAUAUAACUCGUGGAAUCUUUGUCGAGAUUGAAAUUGGGCGAAGUUCAUACAUUCACUUCUCAAUUAGAUUUGAUGUAUAAAACGUGAAUUACGACGUGGCCUGAAAUUGUUUAUUUACUCGGAUUUUUAACUUCGUCUAAAUGCCUAUUUUCAGCAGCUUAACAUGACACUAUGCAAUAUUUGCUUGCUUAAUUUUUCAAUCAUAGUCACCCUUCAGAAAAUAGCAAACUGAUAAGAAUAAUCAUUAUGUACUCAUAAUAUCAAUGAUAAUAAAUAAUUCAGACAAAUUACCAAAAAAUUCAACGUUCUUCGUAGCGGGUUAUUUCAUAACAUUCUUUUUUAUUGUUUUCAUAAGAUAUGCGUAUUAUAUUCUUCGUCAUAGUUUACCUAAAAAAAAAUUGUAAAUUAAAAAAAUAUUUCCAUUAUCAUACCCACAAUUCCAUGUCCAAUCGCAUUUGCGUUCGGGACGUAACCGGAGUAAAUAAAAAAGCAAUAACCCACCAUAUAGUUAGUACUAAUUGGCUGACUUAUCGCUUCGCGUUAUACAUCCAUUAAUUGUUGUUAUUUUACGAGCAGAGAUUGUGUUUCUUUUGCCAAUAGCAAUAAUCGUAUUACGCAGCCAUUUUACUUGUUUUUAUAAAUAAAAUUAAUAUUGUGGUAACAGAGCACCAUGACAUGCAUUCAUUUUUUAAUAGUUUUAUUAAACUCUUUGAAAACAAAGACCAAGAAUAUCUUUGCAGAUAUUUCUUUUUCCUUUGCCUGUUAACCGUUGUUUUUUCACCGUCUAUCAAAAUAUCAAUUAUCUAAAAUACGUAUCUAGUCUUCAAAAAGCAAUUUUUCUCCUUCUUAUUUGAAUUGAACAUUGUAUACGGAGUAUGUAGACGUAUUCAUAAAAAAUUAAACUUAGAAAUAUGAUAUUUCUAUUGUAGGUGCAUUUAGCAAAAUUCGACCAAUUUCAUGACUAAAAUAAUCACUGUUGUUAUAUAGUUAAUCGUUGAUUCAACUUGUAAUAAAAAUAUAUUUUAUUUUCAACCAGACAGUAACUCGAUAUAAACUAUAGUUUUGAGAGGUCAAAGUUACAUGUACUUUGUAUUAAAUUACUUUACGUGGAAAAUUUUAUAUUGUGUAGUUUUGGAUGGGAGAAAAUUUAAUCAAUUAAUUCAUUAUAUUUGUUUUACUACAAAAAAUUCUUAGUAAAAAAAUUUAAUGCAAUCAAAUUUGAAUGAAACGUUUCAACAAAAUAAUAAUCACAAUAACACAUACCUACAUACAUGCAUAAAGUCACGCCUUUUCCCAGAGGGGUAGGCAGAGACUACAUCUUGCCACUUGCCACGAUCUCUGUAUACUUUUUAACACAUAAGCUUCAAUUCACAGAAUAGCGGAGCCUGCGGGCAGACGCCUUCAUUACAACCUUCUUUUUAAUAAUCAAUUAUGAACUAUGAUAAAUUUCCUUCUUUUAUGUUCGCAUCAAAACUACUUAUUUGUAAAAUAAUAUAGGCUGAAGUUAUAUAGGUACAAAGUUAAUUAAGUUAAUUUAUAUGAACGGAGGAGAGUUUUUUUUUUGUAAAUUGAUAAUCACAUUGUGUAAGUUGUAAAAA
This is a messenger RNA of Amyelois transitella, 3535 nucleotides long. It is a transcript of the gene OdsH, whose product is annotated as homeobox protein unc-4. Gene Ontology annotation, biological process: regulation of DNA-templated transcription. The record is from RefSeq and is a predicted model, not a curated record. The transcript is spliced from 4 exons. Gene Ontology annotation, molecular function: DNA-binding transcription factor activity, RNA polymerase II-specific; sequence-specific double-stranded DNA binding. Lineage: Eukaryota; Metazoa; Arthropoda; Insecta; Lepidoptera; Pyralidae. The coding region runs from base 292 to 1335 and encodes 347 amino acids.